Talpa occidentalis (Iberian mole) is the source of this 1041-nucleotide messenger RNA. Its product is annotated as histone H1.0. The transcript has a single exon. Gene Ontology annotation, cellular component: nucleosome; nucleus. Gene Ontology annotation, molecular function: structural constituent of chromatin; double-stranded DNA binding; nucleosomal DNA binding. The record is from RefSeq and is a predicted model, not a curated record. NCBI's taxonomy places the organism in Eukaryota, Metazoa, Chordata, Mammalia, Eulipotyphla, Talpidae. Gene Ontology annotation, biological process: negative regulation of DNA recombination; nucleosome assembly; chromosome condensation. The coding region runs from base 39 to 623 and encodes 194 amino acids.
GCAGCGCCGUCCCCAGCGGCAGGGCCAGGCCGGCCGCCAUGACCGAGAACGCCGCGUCCGCGCCCGCGGCCAAGCCCAAGCGGGCCAAGGCCGCCAAGAAGUCCACGGACCACCCCAAGUACUCGGACAUGAUCGUGGCCGCCAUCCAGGCGGAGAAGAACCGCGCGGGCUCCUCGCGCCAGUCCAUCCAGAAGUACAUCAAGGGCCACUACAAGGUGGGCGAGAACGCCGACUCGCAGAUCAAGCUGGCCAUCAAGCGCCUGGUCACCACCGGGGUCCUCAAGCAGACCAAGGGGGUGGGCGCCUCGGGGUCCUUCCGCCUGGCCAGGAGCGACGAGCCCCGGCGGGCGGUCGCCUUCAAGAAGACCAAGAAGGAGGCCAAGAAGGUGGCCGCGCCCAAGAAGGCCGCCAAGCCCAAGAAGGCCGCCGCGAAGGCCCCGAGCAAGAAGCCCCGAGCCGCCCCCGGCAAGAAGGCCAGGAAGAAGCCGGCCGCCGCGCCCAGGAAGGCCAAGAAGCCCAAGACUGUCAAAGCCAAGCCGGUCAAGGCGGCCAAGCCCAAGAAGGCCAAGCCGGUGAAGCCCAAGGCCAAGCCCAGCGCCAAGAGGGCCGCCAAGAAGAAGUGACGGCGAGGCCGGGCCGCGGACGCCCCGCCGGCCGCGUGGCCUCUGUAAAUACCCCCCUCUGCCCCCCGUCUGCGCCCCCCUGCCCCCCUCCUGCCCGCGCCCCUGCGAGCCUGACUUUGUGAGGCGCCGAGUUUGCAGUCCUGGGAGAUGGGGCCCCGCAAGCCUCGCCUCCCCGAGGAUGGGGCGCGCUUGGGUUCACUUGUUCGUCUGCCUCGGGGGCUGGGGCGCGGGUCGGUUCGUGUGUUUUGUUUAGUGUGGGGGCCGCGGGGAGCUGGCGGGGGAGCCCGGGCCCUGGGAGGCCUGUGGGGGGACCCGAAGGCGAGGACUUUCUGCAGGUCGGGUGCCCUUUCCAGGAGUUCCAGGACCCUGGGGAGGAGCGGGGCCGCGGCCGGGACAGCCUGGGAGGCGCGGGGUUGGG